This is a messenger RNA of Capsaspora owczarzaki ATCC 30864, 3253 nucleotides long. RefSeq names its product E3 ubiquitin-protein ligase pub1. The record is from RefSeq and is a predicted model, not a curated record. NCBI's taxonomy places the organism in Eukaryota, Filasterea, Ministeriida, Capsasporidae. Gene Ontology annotation, molecular function: ubiquitin protein ligase activity; protein binding. Gene Ontology annotation, biological process: negative regulation of BMP signaling pathway; ubiquitin-dependent protein catabolic process. The coding region runs from base 173 to 2974 and encodes 933 amino acids. The transcript has 8 exons.
UUCUUUGUUCCUUUUCGCUGCAGUUGCCUUGACUUGUCUCUCCCGACGCUGACCUGCCGAGCAACAUCGAGUUCCAGCUCUCUAUCGAUUGAGAUUGAUCCAGCGAACCAGAGAUCACAGAAACCAGAGUGACAGAGAGAGUGACAGAUAGAGAGAGAGAGAGAGAGAGACAAUGGCGUCGAGACAAGUGUAUUCGCCUGGGCUCAACGGAGCGACGCCUGUCCUGCCGCCUCGCAGUGGCCUUGCUUCCCCCGGUGUGCACGAGGUCGAAAACCCCACCCCUGCACUCCCGCCGCGCGCGCCUGCAGCCCUGCCACCGCUGGCCGUUGCGCUCAACCAACAGGCACGCAGCCCGGCCGUCACUCCGGUCGUCACUCCGGUCGGAUCGCCGUCCGCUGCCGCCCUUGCGUUCCAUCCGCGAGCAACCGCCAACUUCCCGGCAAGCGCACGCCCUGCGUCUUUGGGCGCCUCUCCGCUCGGCAUGCCAGCACCACAGCUGCCGCCACGCACGAAUCUCUCUCGCACAGAUUCCAUGAACAGUGGCUCCAUGUCCCCGAGCGCUGCCAGCCUGGGAUCGGUGGGCGGCGAGCGCAUCCUUCGCUUUUGCGUCGAUUAUGCCAACAACCUGAGCAAGCCAUCCGUCUUCCGCAAUCCUUCGCCGUUUGUGCAAGUCAGCGUCAAUGACUCGGAGCAACAAUGGCGAACCAAGCGCGUCAAGAAGAGCGCCUCCCCGUCCUGGUACCAAGUUUUCCGCAUCUCCGUGCGCCCUACCUCCGUCGUCACCAUGACCGUUUACAACAACCAGCAGUUCAAAAAGAAGGAGGGCUCUGGAUUUAUGGGCUUUGUCACCAUUCCCAUCCAAAACAUUCCCUCCUUGGACCAUGGCAAGCAGUCGCUCAACCUGACCUUGAGAAAGACGGCACAAAACCCCGAGACGGUGACGGGCACGCUUACCGUGACCAUUUCGCUGCGCGAUGACAUUGACGACGACUUUAAUGCUGGCUCGGACAACCCGUCGCCCAAUUCGUCGUCCAACCAUUUGCCCGAGCGCUCGUCGCCCAGCCCCACACCCACCACCCCGUCGUCUGUCGGCCGCCCAGCCAUGCCCCUGCCGCCACAUGCUUUGGCAGCAGCGGCUCCUAGUAAUGCAGUGCCAAUCCCUGCUGUGCGCCCGCGAGGUGGCACGACAAGCGGCACGACGGUGAGCACGGGCUCGUUCUCGUCGUCACCCUCGAGUCGGCCAACACCGCAGCCACCAGCGCGAUCUGCCAUUGCUAGUGCGGCGCUUGCCAACCACCUGGGUCGCAUGAACUUUGGAGAGAACAACGCGGCUGGCGCCACUCCCGCGCUCAACCGGCGCCAGAUUGCAGACAUCAACGCCUCGCUCCCAAGCGGCUGGGAGGCGCGUCUCGCUGGCGGGCGCUUGUAUUACUGCAACCAUGUGACUCGCAGCACCCAAUGGGAGCGUCCAGUCGCUCCCGCUCAGCCCGCCGCUCCUGCCGCCGCGGUCGAGGAUCGCGCCCGCAACCAGUAUAACGCUCGUGCUAAUCUCGUUCCCCAGUCGGGCCCUCUUCCUCCAGGCUGGGAAGCGCGCACCACAGCCAGCGGACAAGUCUACUACUGCGACCACAACACUCGCACAAGCACAUGGAACGAUCCUCGUAUUUCUCGCGAUGUCGAUCCCCGGGACGCCUCUCUGGGUCCUCUCCCAGCUGGCUGGGAAAUGCGCUUCACUCCGCAAAACCGCCCGUACUUUGUCAACCACCAAACACGCACGACGCAGUUUGGCGACCCUCGUCUGGCAGUCCCGCCGUCGGCGGAAGAGGAGCUGCCGCAGCAUAAGCGCGAUCUCAAGAACAAGCUCAGCCACAUGCGUUCCAUGCUGCGCCAGCACCAAGGCACGUGCGACAUUCCGUGCAGGCGCAACAACAUUUUCGAGGACUCGUACAAUGUCAUUCUGCGCAUGAAGCCGGAGGACAUGAAGAAGCGUCUCAACAUCAAGUUUGCCGGCGAGGACGGUCUCGACUAUGGCGGUGUCUCUCGCGAGUGGUUUUAUCUGCUCUCGCACGAAAUGUUGAAUCCUUACUACGGCCUCUUCCAGUACACUGGCAACGACAUGUACACGCUGCAAAUCAAUCCCGAGUCUGGUGUCAAUCCAGACCAUUUGUCCUACUUUCACUUUAUUGGCCGUGUCAUUGGCUUGGCUCUGUUCCAUGGCUACUAUAUUGAUGGAGGCUUCACCAUGCCCUUCUUCAAAAUGAUGCUGGGAAAGCCGCUGGAGCUGGCGGACGUCGAAAGCGUCGAUCCUGAAUACCACCGAUCGCUCAAAUGGACGCUGGACAAUGACAUUACCGAUGUGCUUGAUUUGACGUUCGAAGCCGAGUAUGAUCGCUUUGGUCAGCAAGAAACGCAAGAGCUGAAGCCAGGUGGCAAAAACAUCCCUGUGACGGAGGCCAACAAGAAAGAGUACACGGACUUGAUUGUGCAGUGGCGAUUCUCGCGCGGCAUCAAGGAGCAGUUCCGCUGGUUUAUGACUGGCAUCACGGAAUUGGUCCCGCUGACCAUGUUGCAAACCUUCGACGAGGCCCAGUUGGAGCUCGUCAUUGGUGGCCUUGGCGAGAUUGACGUGGAAGACUGGCGCAGACACGCAACCUACAAGAAUUGCAACCCGAACGACCCAGUUGUCCUCUGGUUCUGGAAGGCGCUCGAGUCGUUCGACCACGAGAAGCGUGCGCGCGUUCUCCAAUUCGUGACUGGCACGUCUCGCGUGCCUGUGAAUGGUUUCCGAGAUUUGCAAGGAAGCAACGGUCCCAAGCCGUUCAUGAUUGAACGCGUUCAGCUGUCCGACAAGUCCCUGCCUAAAAGUCACACUUGCUUCAACCGCAUUGAUCUUCCCAACUACACUGCGUACCAGCAGCUGCACGACAAGCUGUCUCUUGCCGUUGAAGAGACCAUGGGCUUUGGCAUCGAGUAGGCGAAUCCCAAGAGCGAGCUGGCUUGUUGUUGGCGUGGUUUCGUUUGCAUUCCGUUUUUUAAAAUUGUUUUUUUUUUUUCAUUCUUUCUUGUUCCUGUGCAGCUUCAUCUACUCCCCUGCAUGUUUUUGUGUUUGUAGUUGUUGUUUUCUCUGCUGCUGUUGUUGUUGAUUCUGCCGUCGUCUUCAUCGUGGUCGGCGGUAUUUCUGUUUGUUUGGAUCUCUGUGAGUUGUUUGUUGUUGUUGUUUUGUUUUUCUGUUUAAACACACUUUAACCCCCGC